AUGGAUACAAAUAAUUUAAAAAGCAUAAAUGAUAUCGAAAAAGUUAAAACCCAACAACCACAAGAUUUAUUUUUAAAGGUGUGGAGAAACAAGUUCCUCAAUUCUAAAAUUAUUCAAACCACAAGAUUAUUAAAAGAUUUUUCAAAUUGUUGUGUUAAAAUUACUGAAAUUGAUGACCACCCUUAUAAAGAAUACAUUACAAAAAUACACUAUAACAUCGAUGAACCAUUAUCACUACAUCAAAUUCCUUCAAGUUGCACUGAGUUAUAUUUCGAUGCAAAUUUUAAUCAAGAUAUUAGUCAUUUAAAGUCAUUGGUGAAUCACUAUAAUAAACCACUCGAUGAAGGUGAUAUACCAGACCAUAUACAACAAUUAGAUUUCCUCCAUUUUAAUCAAACUUUAACAGAAAAAUCACUUCCAUCUUCAUUAUUAUUACUCGACCUUGGCGCUUUCUUUAACCAACCACUAUCAACACCAUUACCAAAUGGUCUUUUAGAGUUGACAUUAGGUUAUAAUUUUAACCAGCCCAUCUCAAAAGGUAUUUUACCAUCAACAAUAGUAAAAAUUGAAAUUGGUACUUCCUUUUACCAAGAAUUAUUACCAGGUGUAAUUCCAUCAAGUGUUACCUAUUUGAAUUUUAAAAAAAGUCAGUUUAAUAAACCUUUAUCCGUUGGUUCAAUUCCCAAUUCAGUAAAAUACCUUUUUCUUGGUGAUAGCUACAACCAUCCUUUAACUAAAAAUAUAAUACCAGAUUCAGUGAAAACGUUAAGAUUAAGCAAACAAUUUAAUCAUAUUCUAUCAGAAAACUUUAUUCCUUCAAGUUGCACAGAAUUGAUAUUCCAAAACGAUUUUUACAAACCAAUUGGUGUUUUACCAAAUACUAUAAAAUACUUAAAAUUUAAAGGAGAUUUUAAACAAAGAAUACUUCCAAGAUCAAUCCCAAACUCAGUCACUACUUUGAUAUUUGUUAAAGCAUUUAACCAUCCUCUAAGAAAAAAUACAAUACCAAAAUCAGUAAAAAAGUUAUCAAUAGGCAGUCAUUGGUUCCAGAUCGAAUGGGAUUCACUUCCAUCAUCAAUUAAAACCUUAUCCCUCUCAGAAAAUUUUAACAGCACAAUUAAACCUCAAUCAAUUCCAGAAUCGGUUAAAGUAUUGGAUUUGGGUGGAUUUAGAGGCCCAUUAGUAGAAUCGAUUUUCCCAUCAUCAAUUGAACAUUUGACAUUUGGUGAGUAUUUCAACCAGCCACUACUUAAAGGUUCUAUACCAGAUAAAUGCAAAGUUUUAGACCUAUCCAAAGGGGUAUUUAACCAUCCAAUAGAAGCCGGUGUAUUACCCAAUUCUCUCACAUCAUUAUCAUUUGGUAAAUAUUUCUACCAAACAACCUUAACAAAAUCCUCAAUUCCAUCAUCAGUUAUUCAUUUAACAUUUAGAAAUGAAAAAAUGAGGAAAUUUUACGAAUCAUCAGAUUAA
Dictyostelium purpureum is the source of this 1470-nucleotide messenger RNA. RefSeq lists its product as uncharacterized. Bases 1 to 1470 code for a protein of 489 amino acids. Lineage: Eukaryota; Evosea; Eumycetozoa; Dictyosteliales; Dictyosteliaceae. The record is from RefSeq and is a predicted model, not a curated record. The transcript has 3 exons.